AGUAUGCUGUUUUUCAACGUAGGCCUAACGGAAGAUGUAGAACCAGAAUUAGGCCUACAUUUUGUUUUUACAAACGGUCAUAGGUAAUUCAUGUUAUUCUUUGUAAUUUGUUGGAAUUUUAUGUAACCAUCCGCUAUCCCCAGCACAGGGUUUAAAAAACAGUGGUACGGGGGGUGCGUUUAUUGGUGCGGCAUCAGUUCUGGGGGUUACAUUUUGUUGAGGACUCGCGCAUGGACCACCAGAUGUCACACAGCGGACACAAAGUAACAAGUCUAAAUUGAAUUAAGCAUCGAUCAUCUCGGAGUUCUCACUCGCAGAUUUUUGAUACAGUUUUAAAAAAUGUACAGAGGUCCGGACUUUAGUGACCUCAUAGUGGCUUGCCAUACAAAAGCACCUUCUCGGAGCUCGAUGUCCAUGGCCAAGUGUGUCCAACCCCGCGCAUCCGCCUCGCUGCUACAGCGUUGCUUAUGAUGGUCAGGUAGAAUUAUUUAAGAACGCGCUUUGAUUGGCUGCGAGUGAGAACAUUGAGACCUUUGGUUGCUCCAUGCUCCGUAAUCAAACUCAGAUUUGUUUAUUUUGAGUCUGAAAUGUGCCUCAUACAGAACAUUGUGGGGGAUACCUUAAACCUCGUGAACGGAAGGCUAUUAGUAAUCGACAUGAGCUACGUCCAUGAGGGCUACACACUAUCAACUCUAUGGUUGAUAUGGUAACCUAACCUUUGCACAAGGCUUCUCAUUGGCUGGAAGUAGAUGACCCCAGUUCAGAUGUUGGGCACUGCAGGGCAGCAUAAUGCAGUUUGGUUUAAAGUUUAACGUUUGGCCCGCAAUAGAGUUUAUCAGGAGAAGCGUGUUUAUCAGAAUGGCCGUCCGUCUAGCCUCAACGGACGGGUCAUCCUCUAUGUCGUGUUGUCCCAUAGAUCCCACGCAGCUCAUCAGGGGCUUAGUGACCACAUGACCGCGCCUCGCGCGUCAGUCGUUUCGUUCAGCGCAUUGUUUUGUUCCGUUCGCAAUUCGUGUCCCCCCAUAUGGGAAACGAUCCCCUCUAUAAUUGUGUUAUAAUUUUUCGUAGCUUUUUUUCCACUGUUUUUCCUGUGUUGUAUUUGAUAGGUUGUUUCUUGUUCAAUGAGUAAAUUCCGUUCAUAGUUAUAUUAUAACCCGUCAGCGACUUUGGCGCAGGACAUUAGCAGUAGCCUACACCUGCCGAGGAGCGACCCGGAGGAGGCGUGGAGGGAGAUUUAGACAUGGACUCCGUUAGUCCGUCGGACAGUGAAUUUGACGACGCGUUGGAGAUCAACCCGUUCGACGGAUUGCCCUACUCCUCGAGGUUUUACACGUUGCUCAAGGAGAGGACGGAUCUGCCGGUUUGGAAAGCUAAGAGUUACUUCAUGGACUGCUUAUCCAGCAACCAGUUUGUCAUAGUGAGUGGGUCUGCCAAGACCGGUAGAAGUUCUCAAAUACCCCAGUGGUGUACAGAGCUGAGCCUGGCGGAGCGUUACGAUCGCGGUAUGGUGGUGUGUACUGAGACUAGCGGCCAGCAGGCGGUGGACUUGGCCCUUAGAGUGGCCGACGAGAUGGACGUCAACAUUGGCCAUGAGGUGGGCUACAGCGUACCCCAGGAGACAUGCUGCUCUGGGGACACCGUGCUCAGGUUCUGUACAGACAGCAUGCUACUGAGGGAGAUGAAGGCGGACCCCCAGCUGAGGCGCUACGGUGUGGUGGUGGUGGACCAGGCCCACCAGAGGACCCUGGCCACCGACCUGCUCUUGGGCCUGCUCAGGGACGUGGGCAGGCGGAGGCCGGAGCUCCGGAUGGUGCUCCUCACCUCCAGCCACCCUGGACCCAGGCUGCUGGGCCACUACCACGCUGGCUCCGCCCCCAGCUCAGUGGUGGGGCCGCACAUCCAGCUGGAGAGCCCCGCUGGGGGGGAGGUGGUGUUCAGUGGAGGUGGUGAUUACUUCUGCUCCUCUGUGCGUCUGGUUCUGGAGAUCCACCACUCCAAAGAGGAGGGUGACGUGGUUGUGUUCCUGGUCACUGCACAGGAGCUGGAUCUGGCAUGUGACCUGCUCUGGCAGGAAGGCUCCAGUCUGCCUCCCGCACUGGGCCAGCUCUGCCCCACCCCGGUGCACCCUGGGCGGGCAGGGAGUUUACCCAGCCAGCCUGCCUCUGGAGGCCGACGGGUGUUCCUCACCUCCAGCCCCAACGAGGACUUCUUCUGGGCUGUGGGCUCCAUAAAGUUUGUCAUCGAUGCUGGGCUCGGGGAGAGAUACGUGUACAUCCCCCGGAUCAGGACGUACUCCGCCAUCGUUCAGCCAAUCAGCAGGGGGGAAGCAGUCAGUCGCAGACAACUCACUGGCCCAACAGGCAAGUGCUUCUGUCUAUACCCCGAGGACCGGCUAUUGCCCGACGAGACACACCCACAUAUCCUGGAGUGUGACAUCACUUCCUCCGUGCUGUUCCUCAAGAGGAUGGAGCUCAGUGGCGUGGGCCCAUGUGACUUCAUCGACCGACCAGAGCCGGAGGGCCUGAUGCAGGCUCUGGAGGAGCUGGACUACCUGGCGGCGCUGGACGAUGACGGAAACCUGUCUGAGAUGGGCAUCAUCAUGUCUGAGUUCCCGCUGGACCCCCAGAUGGCCAAGACCCUCCUUGCCUCCUGCGAGUUCGACUGCGUGGACGAGGUGGUCACCAUCGCUGCCAUGCUCACAGCACCCAGCUGUUUCCGGGCUCCCUCGGUGGGCCUGAGAGCAGAUCCGUCCUGCCGGGGCCUCAUGAAGUUCCAGCACCCGGCGGGAGACCACUUCACCCUCAUCAACGUCUUCAAAGCCUUCCAGCAGAGCCGGCAGGACCCCUACUGCAGGGUAGAGGAGUGGUGUGAGGCCAACCACCUGAGCCUCUCUGCCCUGCGUAGCGCCGACCGCCUCCGGGACGAGCUCAUCCACAUCCUGAGGAGGACGGAGCUUCCCAUCUCCACGGCAACGUUCGGAUGUCGCAGCAACACCCUGAACAUCAAGAGAGCCCUGCUGGCCGGCUUCUUCAUGCAGGUGGCCCAGGAGACGGACGGCUCGGGGAACUACUUGAUCCUGACCAAUAAACACGUGGCCCAGAUACACCCCCUGUCGGGAUACGGAGCCCGGACCCCCAAGCUGGGGCUGCCGCAGUGGGUCCUGUUCCACCACUUCUCCUUCUGGGAGGACAACUGUCUGAGGACCGUCACACGCAUCGCUCCCGAAGAGUUUAUUGAGAUGGCGCCACAGUACUUCUUCUACAACCUUCCACUAAGUGGGAGCAAGGAGUUUCUCCAAGACCUUCUGAACCACGGUUCUCCUCAUUCUCCAGGGAGGGAAACUGCUCCGUUGGAAGAGGAGCAGCAAGCGGACACGCGCUGUGUCGUCCAGUGACUUGUAUCCCCCGCAUAUCCGGAGCACACUUGAGGAACAUCCGAGGUCUGCCUCAACACAAUCAACUUUUAAAUCAGGGCUCAAAACGUUUCUACUUGCCACAGCUUUUAUGUAAAUGUAGGUCCGACCUGGUUAACUUUUUACCAUUUACAUUUAUUUUAAUAUUUUCUUCUAAAUGAUAAUGUAUUUUAUUGAUUGUCCUUUUUAACUUUAGUAUACAUGGGAUCCCUGCCUAUGUAAUUAAGCACUGACCAAUGUGUUUAAAGGGUGCUUUAGAAAUAUACUUGGCUACAUUACUGCUGAUUUUACAUCAGAGCAAUAAGGUUAUCCCUUAGCUCUGCUGCACCACUCUAUGUAUUUCAAAUAAAUCAGUGUCAUUGCAUUACAUUGUUAAAAUUUUAGCAAUGAGCAACUUAAUCACAUUCAUGUCAUAAAAUUCUCAGUUAUUUUGUUUUAUCUUAUAUUUUUAAGAGAGGGAUCCUUUAUUCAGCAUUUGCACUUUACAAUAAAAACCUAAUUGAUCCUAAUUGAGCUAAAUUCUGUUUCGUCAUACUAUUUUUUUCAGAUGCCCUCUUAACAACUUAACCCUC
Gadus chalcogrammus (walleye pollock) is the source of this 3984-nucleotide messenger RNA. RefSeq names its product putative pre-mRNA-splicing factor ATP-dependent RNA helicase DHX32. The transcript is spliced from 12 exons. The record is from RefSeq and is a predicted model, not a curated record. Gene Ontology annotation, molecular function: RNA binding. Gene Ontology annotation, cellular component: spliceosomal complex; intracellular anatomical structure. The coding region runs from base 1241 to 3394 and encodes 717 amino acids. Lineage: Eukaryota; Metazoa; Chordata; Actinopteri; Gadiformes; Gadidae.